AUGGACCAACAUGGUGAUUGCACUUCUUCAUUUAAUAGUGCUAUGAGUCUAAGUGAUCAAGGAGUCUCUUCUAUACCUCAAUGUUAUAUUCUUCCUCCAUCGCAACGCCCUGGUACUUAUGAUCAUGUUUCCAUCUCCACCACUCUUCCCAUUAUAGACUUGUCUAAUUUAAGGGAACAAUCUCUUAGAUCUCAAACGAUCAACGAAAUUCGAAUUGCUUGCAAGGAGUUUGGUGUCUUUCAGGUAAUUAACCAUGGAAUUGAUGAGUCUACAAUGAAAGAUGCUCUACAAGUUGCAACAGAAUUCUUCAACCUCCCUAAUGAUGAAAAAAUGCGCUUAUUUUCUGAUGAUGUUCACAAACCUGUAAGAUAUGGAACAAGUCUUAAUCAAGCCAAGGAUGAAGUUUUUUGCUGGAGAGAUUUCAUCAAACAUUACUCUCAUCCAAUAGCAGAUUGGAUUCAUAUGUGGCCUUCAAAUCCAUCCACUUAUAGGGAGAAGAUGGGAAAGUAUGCAGUGGCAGCACAAGUUUUACAAAACAAAUUAAUGGAAAUAAUAUUUGAAAGCCUAGGAUUAAACCAAAGUUACUUGCAUGAAGAAAUAAAUGGAGGGUCACAAGUAGUAGCAGUGAACUGCUACCCUACAUGUCCUGAACCAGGACUCACCUUAGGAAUCCAUCCUCAUUCAGAUUAUGGUUCCAUAACACUGCUUCUACAAACUCGUUCAGGGCUAGAAAUUGAAGACAAAAACAAAAAUUGGAUUCCUGUUCCUUUUGUUGAUGGAGCAUUGGUUGUGCAAUUAGGGGAUCAAAUGGAAGUUCUUAGCAAUGGACAAUAUAAGAGUGUGAUUCAUAGAGCAAUUGUUAAUGAAGAUGAGAAAAGAUUUUCUAUUGUGAGUCUUCAUAGUCUUGCUAUGGAUAAAAAGAUAGGUCCUGCACUUGAACUUGUUGAUGAUCAACACCCUAUGUCUUACAAGGAGUUUAGCUUUAGGGAAUUUCUUGAAUUCCUUUGUUGUAAUGAUGUUUCAAAGGGAAGGUUUCUUGAUACUUUGAAACUAUGAAACCAUAGAUCACGAGGGUUUGUAUUUAUAUAAUAAGUUGUGUG
This is a messenger RNA of Medicago truncatula (barrel medic), 1100 nucleotides long. RefSeq names its product flavanone 3-dioxygenase 3. The coding region runs from base 1 to 1056 and encodes 351 amino acids. The transcript has 3 exons. The record is from RefSeq and is a predicted model, not a curated record. Lineage: Eukaryota; Viridiplantae; Streptophyta; Magnoliopsida; Fabales; Fabaceae.